Molecule: messenger RNA, 1281 nt
Organism: Daldinia decipiens
Lineage: Eukaryota; Fungi; Ascomycota; Sordariomycetes; Xylariales; Hypoxylaceae
Exons: 1
Coding region: 358-1098 (246 amino acids)
Source: RefSeq, a predicted model, not a curated record
CUUGAUCAGACAAAGUCACGAUGCUUCACCCAUAUGUCGAAUUCAAGGAUAUACGAUUUCUUCUAUCUCGUACCUAACCUAGGUAUCUACGUAAAUCGUAUAAGUUACGUUACUACAUAUGUACAGCAGACAGGUAAGAAGCUCGGCGAGAAUGACAAGGGUGUCUAUUGGCUGCCUAAUACAACUUCAUCAUUCGAGCCGAGCUACCGCGCCGUUAUGCUCGCUUGCAAGUUAUGCCCUGUCAUCUAUCCAUCGGUACAAUACAGGGUGUGACAUACUGAACCAAACGCGGGGGAAAUAUAAUAAUACACAAAAACUUCUACUCAUAAUAGACGUCUAACAGUAACAGCAUCAACAAUGGCAUUAUCAUCAUCCGUCACAACACUGAUUCCCACCGGCGAUAUCUCACAAUGGUGUCUAUACCCCAGGAACUCCCGCGCAACCCUAUUCGGUCCCAGCUGCCCUCAACCCUAUGAAGAAGGCACUUCCAUCUCACCCGCCGACUUCCAGGGUAUAUGCUGCAACGGCGUCAUCGUCGACACCUCCUUCGACAUAUACAGCAACUCCUCGCCCAUCACCCCCUACUCCGACCCAAAUGCCGGGCCGCCCCGCCCCGUUAACCUGGAGGACCUGGUCUGCUGCGGCGUCACCGGCGUUCAGACCGCUGCUAUCAAUUUCACGCCCAGCCCUAGGACUGCCUGCGCCCCGGGUACCACUGGCACGCCGCUGGCCAGCUUGGCCGCGACGAACGUCACCCGGGCUACGCAAUAUCCCGUCACGUACGCGGAUAGCACUCCCCCGUCGAGCAGCGUUGAUGCGUCGGCCACCGUGACGAAUGAUCUCUGGGGCUGGGCGAGCCCGACGUACGGCGCGUCGGGAAUGCCUAUAUGUUUUCUGGCUAACACGAAGGCAAGCGGUGUUAACCUGGCUGAAGUGACGGUACCGGCAACGUAUCUUCCCCCGAUUACUUCGGCUACGGGCCCGGGCUCGGCUGCAGAGCCCACCUCGUCGCCUUCGGGCGCUGGAUCUUGGGCUGAGCCGAAGACUCGCCUGUGUCUUACACUGGGGCUCGUGACUAUUGCCCUGUUUAUAAUAUAGUGAUCGGCUUUGCUAAUUCUUUCUCUAUUCCUGUACGAUUAGAUGAGUUGGAAAUGAUGUACACGAUAUUUGGCAUGCUUAGUAUUUAUGAUAUCUUGAUAGAAAUGUACAAUUGUUAAUUACUAUGAUACGUCUUAUGAACGAUGAAAGUGUGGAGCGAUAGUUUCGUCACCAAUAAGACAU